Gadus macrocephalus (Pacific cod) is the source of this 931-nucleotide messenger RNA. Its product is annotated as apolipoprotein A-IV-like. The record is from RefSeq and is a predicted model, not a curated record. The coding region runs from base 122 to 898 and encodes 258 amino acids. Lineage: Eukaryota; Metazoa; Chordata; Actinopteri; Gadiformes; Gadidae. Gene Ontology annotation, biological process: reverse cholesterol transport; phospholipid efflux; triglyceride homeostasis. Gene Ontology annotation, molecular function: phosphatidylcholine-sterol O-acyltransferase activator activity; cholesterol binding; phospholipid binding. The transcript is spliced from 4 exons. Gene Ontology annotation, cellular component: extracellular region; chylomicron; blood microparticle.
UUUACCCCUCGACGUUCUCAGAGUGCCUCAAGACCAUAUAUUCCGGUCAAGUCCAGCGGAGCCACAAUCCACUGUUCACUCGCAGGCAGAAGGUCGAUCCAGAUCCAUAGCUGCAUCCAUCAUGAAGCUCUUUGUGGUCGUGGUCCUCGCAGUCUUUGCUGCAGGUUGCAAUGCCGAAUUCACGAUGGAGCCCCAGCAGCAGCUGGACAUGGCGAAGGAUUUAUUCUGGGACUAUGUUGCCAAGAUGACCCGCACCGCAGAAGACUCUGUGGAGCAGAUCAAACAGUCUCAGCUGGGACAUGAGUUCAACAAACUCAUCUCUGAGAGCACCGACGUCGUGAACAAGCUCACCGUGACCCUCCAGUCCCAGGUGGCGCCCAUGAGCCAGGAGCUCCUCGCCAAGGUGUCCCGGGAGGCGGAGCAGCUGAAGGGGCGCGUGGAGAGCGACCUGAGCCUCCUGAGCGCCCACCUCCAGCCCUACGCCGACGAGCUGAAGGAAGACCUGGAGAGGCAGAUGUCCGAGGUGACGGAGAUGACCAAGGGGGUGAUGCCGUACGCCCGGGCCAUGGACGCCGACGCCCUGAGGUCCGACGUGCAGCAGAAGAGCCGGGAGCUGAAGGAGAGGCUGGACCAGAGCAUCCUGCGCAUCCAGGAGCAGAUGGGGCCCCUGACCGACGAGCUGAGGCAGAAGAUGGACCAGAGCGUGCUGGAGUUCCAGAGGAACAUGGAGCCCAUCACCCAGGACUUCCAGAGGCGGCUGGCCCAGAGGACGGAGGAGAUCCAGAGGAGCCUGACGCCCUACGGGGAUGACCUGAAGAAGACCAUGGAGGUCAACUCCCAGAAACUCCAGGAGCAGCUGGACCUCCUGUGGCAGACCGUCAGCGAGAUGACCAAGUGAACCCGACCGACGCAGCCUCUCGGAUCCCCCCCG